AUGUCCCUCUACUUCGAUGCGGAGGCCAUCCUGACCGCACCAGCCUCUGGUGGCUCCUUCAAAUCUCGCAUCUACAGCGCCCGCGAUCUCCGAGCCAAACCGGCUCAGAUCUAUGCCCUCGUCAGCGAAGCCGCGAAAUGGGACACCAUCCUGGCCGAGGUGAUUGAAAAUGCCGACAUCCUGAGUCUGGAGCGAAAGCUCAACCCUCUUCUCGCCCUGCUCCUCGUCCAUGACCACCUCCUCGCAAAAAGGGGCAUCGCUGCCCCAGCCACACACCCGCUCCGUCAAGCGGUCGAACGUCAUAAAGUCCGAUUGAAGGCCGAGUUCACCAAAUCGCGCGUACGCCGCGGCUGUGGCUCCGUCGAACAGCUCAAGACGAAGAUUCUGCGAGAAAAGCGUGAGGCGGAUGGCUCGUCUCAUUUCGUGUACCCACGCUGGGUGCGCGUCAAUAAUAUCCGGAGUACCCUGGACGGCCAACUUCGCACGACAUUUGCUGAUUACCGACAAGUGGACUCCUUGGUGCAAUUAGCACCUCCGGAUGAAGGCCAGCCGAAGCAGAAGCUGCUGUAUCGUGAUCCGCAUAUCCCAGACCUCGUGGCUGUUCCGUACGGGGCGGAUUUUACUUCUUCGCCGGCUUACAAAAAUGGUGAGAUUAUCUUGCAGGACAAGGCUUCUUGCUUUCCUGCUUAUCUGUUGCUGGGGGAUCGGGGUGCGGAUGAUCCUUGGGUGGGGAAUCUGGUGGAUGGUUGUGCUGCCCCGGGCAAUAAAACUACACAUAUGGCAUCGUUGGUCGCGAAGCAGAAGCAAACCGGCCGGAAACAAAUCUUUUCUAUGGAUGCGUCAAAAGUGCGCUCGAAAACUUUACACAAGAUGGUUUCUCUGGCGGGGGCGGAAUCGAUGGUGACAAUCCUUCAAGGGCAAGAUUUCCUGGCCCUGGAUCCUCAAGAGGAACGUUUUCAAGAUGUGUCGGGUCUUUUGCUAGACCCUAGUUGCUCCGGUAGUGGAAUCAUCGGCCGGGACGAUGUUCCAGAUCUCACGCUGCCCAAGACCAAGACCAAGGUCGCUCCGGGAAAAUCACAGGGGAAGAAGCGCAAACGCCAAGCUGAUGACGAGGAGGAUGCAGGCGAGAAAUCCAAGGUGACGGUGGGAGCCCCAACUGUGUCGCCCUCGGAUGAGAACGAUACGCCUGACGGGGUCAUGGACCACGAUCGGCUCACCAAGCUGUCCAACCUCCAAGCGCGCAUUGUGGAGCAUGCUCUGAGCUUCCCCGCUGCCACUCAUGUCACAUACAGCACCUGUUCGAUCCAUCUUAUGGAGAACGAGGCUGUUGUGGCUCGGGUCCUGGCAUCGGAGGUCGCACAGCGACGCCGCUGGCGACUUCUGCGGCGCGACGAGCAACCGGCCGGGCUGCGCAAGUGGAAACAUCGCGGAGUUCGACGGGAUCGGGAGAAUGGAGAAUCGGGCGGGAGUCCUGCGGAGGUUGAUCUGCCCGAGGAGGCGCUGGAAGCCUGUUUGCGUUGCUGGGCCGGCGAUGCAGAAGGAUUGGGUGGAUUCUUCGUCGCUGGGUUUGUCCGUGACGGUGAAGACGACGAAGACGAAAGAGGCGAUGAGACAUCAUUCCAGGUGAAAGGGAAAGGCAUGGUUCGAGCUGCAGCCGCCGACAAAGACAACCCACAAGAAGUGGAGGACGAAGGAGAUGAUGAAGAUGAAGAUGACUGGGAGGGGUUCUCCGAUUAA
Penicillium cosmopolitanum is the source of this 1737-nucleotide messenger RNA. RefSeq names its product rRNA (cytosine-C5-)-methyltransferase RCM1. The transcript is spliced from 2 exons. The coding region runs from base 1 to 1737 and encodes 578 amino acids. Lineage: Eukaryota; Fungi; Ascomycota; Eurotiomycetes; Eurotiales; Aspergillaceae. Gene Ontology annotation, biological process: rRNA base methylation. Gene Ontology annotation, cellular component: nucleolus. The record is from RefSeq and is a predicted model, not a curated record. Gene Ontology annotation, molecular function: methyltransferase activity.